This is a messenger RNA of Argiope bruennichi, 297 nucleotides long. Its product is annotated as zinc finger protein 37-like. The record is from RefSeq and is a predicted model, not a curated record. The transcript is spliced from 3 exons. Gene Ontology annotation, biological process: regulation of transcription by RNA polymerase II. Gene Ontology annotation, cellular component: nucleus. Gene Ontology annotation, molecular function: RNA polymerase II cis-regulatory region sequence-specific DNA binding; DNA-binding transcription factor activity, RNA polymerase II-specific. NCBI's taxonomy places the organism in Eukaryota, Metazoa, Arthropoda, Arachnida, Araneae, Araneidae. The coding region runs from base 1 to 297 and encodes 98 amino acids.
AUGAAAGAUCUCCUCUUAAAAGUACAUUUACGCGUUCAUACAAAAGAACAACCUUAUGUUUGUGAAGUCUGUGGAAAAAAAUUCACGUAUUCAAAGAGUUUGAGAGAUCAUUUACGUACGUAUACAGAAGAAAAACCACGUAAAGCUUAUAUGAAAAAACAUUUACUCAUUCAUACAAAAGAAAAACCUUAUUGUUGUGAAAUAUGUGGCAAGAAAUUCACUCAAAAAGGCCAUCUCAAAAGGUAUUUACGUACGCAUACAAAAGUCUGCGGCCAUACAAAAAACUUACGUCUGUGA